GUCAGAAAGUUUGCAUAUCAACUGGCAAUAACAUAUAACAUCAAACAUCCACAGACAUGGGAUGAGAAGCAGAUGGCAGGGCCUGACUGGUUCACAUUAUUUAUGAAGCGGAACCCUAGCCUGUCAAUAAGGACUCCUGAGGCAACCAGCCUUACACGGGCCACAAGUUUUAACCGCCCAAAUGUGGAAGCCUUGGACAGGUCAUUGAGAGAUACAACUUCGACGGGGAGCGAUAUAUGGAAUGUAGAUGAAACUGGUGUAACAACAGUCCAGUCACCAGACCGUGUUGUUGCUCGUCGUGGUGUCAAGCAGGUGGGUGCGAUGACAUCAGGUGAGAGAGGUGUGCUUGUGUCAGUAGCAUGCGCUGUGCAAGCGCUGGGAAAUGCAAUUCCUCCCUUCUUUGUAUUCCCCCGUAAACGUUACAAGGAACUCUUCAUUCAGAGUGGGCCAACAGGGAGUGCAGGAAGUGGUAAUGCCUCAGGAUGGAUGCAAGAGGAAGACUUCCUCUUAUUCCUUGCUCAUUUUGCAAAACACACAAAGGUGAGCCCAGAGAAGAAGGUUUUACUUUUGCUGGACAGUCACUGUUCACAUAUAUCUGUUAAAGUUAUUGAUUUCUGCAAAGAAAAGGGAAUAGUGCUACUUACCUUCCCCCCCACUGUAGCCAUAAACUUCAGCCACUGGAUCGCAGUGUCUACGGCCCAUUUAAGAAAAUGGUGA
This is a messenger RNA of Menidia menidia (Atlantic silverside), 717 nucleotides long. The record is from the annotation of a GenBank genome assembly. NCBI's taxonomy places the organism in Eukaryota, Metazoa, Chordata, Actinopteri, Atheriniformes, Atherinopsidae.